CUAUAAAAUUCCACAGAGACGCCAUUCUACUUUAGGGGAAACCAAGAAAAGCACACACACACCCCACCCACUAAAAUGUUUUCCGAUGAAGGCUUGUUCCACUACACCCUCCUCUUCCUCUUCUUGAGCACACCCCCAACCAUCAUAUCCCUCCUCUUCCUCACCGCCCCUUACGGCAAGCACCUUCGUCCCGGAUGGGGCCCCACCAUCCCCCCGCCGGUCGCAUGGUUUCUCAUGGAGAGCCCCACCAUAUGGCUCACUCUCCUCCUCUUCCCACACGGCAAAAACUACGGCAACCCACGCGCGUUCUUGCUCAUGUCACCCUUCCUCCUCCACUACCUCCACCGCACGCUAAUAUACCCCCUCAGGCUCUACCUCAAGACCCGUAACGGGAAGAUCCAGAAAUCUUGUUUCCCGGUGGGGGUUGCCAUGAUGGCUUUCGGAUUCAAUAUUUUGAAUGCCUACUUGCAAGCGAGAUGGGUAUCUGAAUAUGCUGAUCUUGACGGUGAUGGGUGGUUUUGGUGGCGGCUGGCGGCCGGCGCGGUGGUGUUCUGCGGCGGUGCGUUGGUGAACGUGUGGUCGGACAACGUGUUGAUGGGCUUGAAAGAGGGUGGAGGUGGGUAUAAGAUACCAAGGGGUGGGCUGUUUGAGUGGGUUAGUUGUCCAAAUUACUUCGGUGAGAUUUUGGAGUGGUUGGGCUGGGCUUUGAUGACUUGGUCCUGGGCUGGGUUUGGGUUCUUUGCGUAUACUUGUGCUAAUUUGGUGCCGAGGGCUGGAGCAAAUCACAAGUGGUAUUUGAAGAAGUUCGGAGAGGAUUAUCCUAGAAAUAGGAGAGCUGUUAUUCCAUUUGUGUACUGAGAUUGUGUACCUUUUAUUUGAUUAUUGUUAUAAAUCCUCUGUUAACUACUAAAGUUUAGAAAUUCUGAAAUGCCUAGUAUGGAUGAACGGAAA
Molecule: messenger RNA, 951 nt
Organism: Sesamum indicum (sesame)
Lineage: Eukaryota; Viridiplantae; Streptophyta; Magnoliopsida; Lamiales; Pedaliaceae
Gene: DET2
Product: 3-oxo-5-alpha-steroid 4-dehydrogenase family protein
Biological process (GO): brassinosteroid biosynthetic process
Cellular component (GO): membrane
Molecular function (GO): 3-oxo-5-alpha-steroid 4-dehydrogenase activity
Source: RefSeq, a predicted model, not a curated record